Molecule: messenger RNA, 2105 nt
Organism: Hippocampus comes (tiger tail seahorse)
Lineage: Eukaryota; Metazoa; Chordata; Actinopteri; Syngnathiformes; Syngnathidae
Exons: 4
Coding region: 137-967 (276 amino acids)
Biological process (GO): positive regulation of cytotoxic T cell differentiation; positive regulation of activated T cell proliferation
Cellular component (GO): plasma membrane
Molecular function (GO): tumor necrosis factor receptor superfamily binding
Source: RefSeq, a predicted model, not a curated record
UUUUUUUUUUUUUGGCAUUUUGACAGUAUGCCGGAGAGUGGAACCGGUUUCACUUCCUCCGUCUCAAAAUAAAUUAUGCGGCCCAAGAGGUUGCGAAACAUCGAGGAGUCUCGGAAAGUUUUCACGCCCCCGGGCAAUGCAUGGUGGAGGAGGAGGCGGCGGCGUGAGAAUAAGGGCCGGCUCGGCGACACUCUGUUCACUCCCGUGGGCCGGACAGGACUGUGGUGCAGAAAGAGCCGCCAUCCUGUGGAAGUUACCCGCUACAAUUAGACCACUUGUCACCUCAACCGUGCUCAUGUGCGCAUUGUUGGGACAUAGACCAAAAGACAUGGACAUUGAGUGUCCGGAGAAGAGAAGCCGUGAUCGUGGUCGUUGUCUGGACGUGUGCAUGCUCGUGUCAAUCCUCGUCCUGUUUGCAGCGCUCACGGCCCUGGCUGUAGCUUGCAUCCCGGUGCUGAUGGAGCUGCGCUCCACUGUGGACUCACGGCUGCCGCCGUUUCAAUCUGCUCCGGAAGAACUGAGAGGACUCGCAUCGAGCCCCGCAUACAAGAUGCAGAACUUUGCGUUCUUGGAGGCAGUCUCAAGCAAGUUGGUGAACUCAACCGUUCUGUGGGAUCCAGUCCACUACGGCACUGAGAAGUCUAUUGGAAGCAAAUUCCAUUUUGACUCAAAGCAACACUCGCUGUGGCCCCAACAUGCGGGGAUUUACUUCAUCUACUUGAACCUCAACCUGACCUGUACGUACAAUUGCAAUGCCGGCCUCCUCAGCGUGCGUGUGGGAGACACACUGAGCUGCCAAGUGGAGCUUCGCGCAGAGCCGCUUCCACAGAGCAAGAAUUGUUGGACAGUGGGCUGGUUGGACGGCAACACGCGGCUGCUCACCCACAUGAGUAUACCGAAAGAGGGACUGCAGGACUGGAAGCUGGAGCUCACUGGUUCCAAUUUGGGCAUGUUCCUUGUGGACUAAUAUCUGACAUCAGAACCGCCUCCCUGUGACCUGUAAGUAAUCCAACGAAAGAACUAAACAGGAGUAUCUUGUGAAAGAAUUUGCAGAUCUCACGUGGGGAAAAAAAAAAAAGAAGAAGAGAUGUUGCAAUCAGGAAGCAGAUAUGGACUCGACACUGACUGCCUCUUUGUAAUAAUUUGCAUAUUUAUUUGGCAAAAUGGGAUUAUUUAUGUUGCAGGUUGCUGUAUGUCAAAUACGAUGCUAUUAUAUGUUAAGAACACUACAUUAGUGUUAAUGUGCAAUCCACUUUGUUUUUAUUUUGAGUUGCUCGUUCUGUUUUUGUUUUAUAAAUGGCUUUGAGAUUCUCUUCUGGUUUCACUUCAUGACGUGUUGGAUAAACACCAGUCAAGAUCACAGUCAAGAUCAGUUGGCAGCACUGCAACACUGACUGUAAAUUAUUGCUUGGGUAAUAACACAAUAGAAAGUUGAAGGCGUGAUUAGUUUUGCAAACAAAGAUUGAGGGGGAAAAAAGAGCCCCAAAAUAUUUACGGAGCAGUUCAGUUUUGCUCAAUAAACACAAACUAAGAUGUAAAUACAAGCUUGUGUAAGAUCAACUUGAAUUUUCACUCAAAAAGGAAUUGAUUGAAUUGAUGAAGCUUUUGUUGUCAUCCACACAUUCAUUCAUUCGCUGCACUGCUGAUCCUGUUCAGGGCGUGAUGGAGUCGAUCCCAACUUUCUUGGGAUGAAGCACUCCCACAAACCGGUCGCCAAUCAGGCACACAUAGACGACUGUCGACAAUUCAGUCUCCCAUUCACGCCGUUUCUGACUGAACUAAAUCCUUCCAUGCAUGCUCGGGAGUCAGUGACUCCCGUCAACCAAUUCCAUGCACUUGUAGUUAAUUUCCAAAUCUGAAGAAUCAAACAAGUAAGCGGAACAGGUUGACAGGAACGUACAUGUUUCAUUUAAGGUGUAAAAUACAGAGAUGUAGCUCUAGAUUUGGGCAUUGUUCAAAUAAAGUGUAACCAAAGGAUGUCAGGUGUAUUGUUGAAUGCACAAAUUGUGGACUUGCAAAAUGUGAUGAACCAAUGUAAGUCCAAUGGACAAACUGCACCGCGCUGAUUGUAUCCAUAUUAACAUGGAAAUAAAUAUAUGAGCUCA